AUGGACAUCCGCGGUAUCUCAGCGACAGCAUUGUUCCAUCAUCAACCCAUCAGCAAUCUAGCAUUAGAUCGAUCAUAUCAUGAGCGACGACCUCGCGUCGGAACGAGUGAUCCGACGCCGGCGGGGUCCAUUCAAGCGGUCACGAACAGGAUGCCGUACUUGCAAGAGUGCGACGAGAUGUGGUCGCCCGAGGGAUUCUGUCAGCGUUGUCUGGCUGGUCCAUGGGAGUGCAGUGGUCGCUCGUCGGGACCCUCGCACGACAUCGACGGCGGACCUUCCCUCCCACACAUCAACAACAACGCGGUCGCCAGUGGAUCAGACCCCCUACAUCACGUGCCUUCUGCGUCAGCACCACUGAUCGUGUCCUCGACACCAUCGAUGAGACCCGUGUUGUCAUCGACAAGUGUCUUCGACUCGAGCGGUUCGGGGAGCGUCACGAGCGGCCCAAGUCCCCUUCUCCCCGCAUCUGUAGGUACGGCUGCCCCCCCAUCCGCACCGCCUCUCGCCCCACCUGCGUUGAAUGGCUUCCAGAGCUUUACUGGUCUUCGUCCGCCUGCGACCGGUACAAGUGGAUACAUCAACCACACCGCUGCUCCCGCCGAAGUUGGUCGGGUGGCGAAUGGCUUUCCGCAGCCGUUGUUUGACUGGCCUGGGGCCGUACCCAGCGCCGUCCUCACGACAUGCCCCGAUGGCACGCUCGCAAUCGACGCGCCGUCGUUGCCACUGCCGAUGGAUCCAGGGGUUCAAGAGUUCUGGAAUGAACUGAGCACAACGACGUUUACACUCGACCCGCCAAACCAGUCCUUCAACUCGAGCUCUCGCGUUCUGUUCCUCAAUUCGGAUCGGCCGAUGCGCCAAGGUGUCUCUCUCGCCGAAAUCUACGCCAGAGUCGUAGAGUCCUGGCUCGUGGGCUUGCCUGGACCUACGCGCGACUAUGCACGAGCUCGCAUCCUUGCUCUUAAUGACAGUAACAUACGCUACGCCGUGGCAACAGCCUACAUCUUCCUGUUCGCUUCGCACCCACACGGCGAGAUCCCGAACCCACGUCCCAAGCUGGUCGAGCUCGCGUGCCGCGGCGCGGGUAUCCUGGACCUCAACGGCGAGAGACGCGGAUCUGGCAGCGACGAGGACGCCCGUGGCGGCGGAGCCACCCGUAAACUGCGCCUGUACGUUGACCACGUGUCGACUCCCUUCGCCGAAGACCUCGAGAGCACCAAGUGGACCGAAGACGCCGUGCGCGAGCUGCACAUUACCGUGGUAACCACGCGCCAGCAGCUGAGUGACCUGCUAUGGGGCGUGAUUGACCUGCAACUGGUUGAAUUUAUCCGUGGUGGCGCCGCACCGAGCUACAACAUGCUCGCGCUCGGUGACCGCCUGGUCCGCCAGUACUUUCAGAGCGACCAUCCAGAAGUUACCCUCAAUGACCUGCGCAAACCCGAGUCUUUUUCGCUUCGCCUGUACGCUCUGUCCGACAUCAGCAGAUGCAUCGUGCAGCGCGGUCGCAAGACCAUCUUUUCCUUCCGCACCGACCCCAAUGCCCAGGAGACGUUGGAGGACGAGCCAUGGAGCACAUACCUCGGCCUACCCGACUCAAUCGUCAUCCUCCUCGCGGAAAUUGUCAACCUCGGCGCCGACGUGGCCACCGAGUCGGUCGAGCAUGUUCGCCGCCGCGCCGAGGAGCUCGAUACCCAGCUCUUCCAGUGGCAGCGGCCACCCACCAACCCCUCUGGCGGGGUGGACAGCUCGGCCCUGGUAUCGCGGACGAUUGCAGGCGAGCUGUGGCGCCUGUGCGCCAUCGUCCUGCUGUACCAGAGCGUCUACCGCGUCGGCGGCCUGCACCCAGUCCUGCGCCGCGCCCAAGGCGAGAUCCUCAGUCUGCUGGCCAGCGUCACUCGCCUCCCCAACGGCGACCUGUGGGGGUUCAUCGCCCUCCCGGCAUUCCUCGCCGCGUGCCUCAGCGUCACGGACGACGACCGCAAAGCCUCCCUGGGGUUUCUGAACCGUACGGGCCCCGAGCGCGUUUGGCUCGACAACAUUGCCCUUGUGGAGAAGGUGUGGGAGGAGACGGACAGUACGGGCCACCUGGUCGAUUGGCACGACAAGAUGGUGCGCGAGGGCUUGUCUGUGGCGUUUUUCUGA
Molecule: messenger RNA, 2139 nt
Organism: Apiotrichum porosum
Lineage: Eukaryota; Fungi; Basidiomycota; Tremellomycetes; Trichosporonales; Trichosporonaceae
Exons: 4
Coding region: 1-2139 (712 amino acids)
Biological process (GO): positive regulation of transcription by RNA polymerase II
Cellular component (GO): nucleus
Molecular function (GO): transcription cis-regulatory region binding; DNA-binding transcription factor activity
Source: RefSeq, a predicted model, not a curated record